Messenger RNA from Symbiodinium sp. CCMP2592, 660 nucleotides. NCBI's taxonomy places the organism in Eukaryota, Dinophyceae, Suessiales, Symbiodiniaceae. The record is from the annotation of a GenBank genome assembly.
AUGCGCCGAAUCCUGCUAUCACGACGGCACGACGAGCCAGAAGAGGUGGUGGGUGAAAUCUCGCCCGGCACUUUCGCGUUGGUGUUGGCGGUUUCAAGCUUCAGCGACGACGAUGGGCAGAAGGCGACGGUGGCCUACCUGGCGGACACGAGCCGACCUCGGUGGCUCGGCGGCUGGGCGCUGAUCGCCCGGAGCGAAGGCUUCCGCCCUGCUCUGAGGCGGGUCCCCGGUCGGGGCAGCUGGGAAGUGGGCGGCUGCUACCGGGUCAAUGGCAACCCUGUGGUUCGCAGCCACGUUGCAUUAGAGUCGGAGCCCCUCUGCGAGCUGAAAGGAGCUGCAGAAGAGGUUCUCCUCCUUGAGUUACGGCUGGCCAUCAGUGAUGAUGAGCCCCGAUUGCGUGGGCGAGUGCGUACUGACAGCGGCGCGGUCGGCUGGCUGACCCUGGAGCUACCACAGGAAGCUCCGCUCCUGAAGCCCAUGAACUUGCUCCGGAAGGAAGCCAUAGUUCGCAGCCUUUGGCCCUUCCCUGUGCCCGUGGCCCUGGACGUGGCCUUUGCCAUCGGGGCACGCAGGGAGAAGCGACGACCACCGGUGAAGAGCACCACAGUGGCCGUCUACCCUUGGGAUAUAGGCAAGAGACCCGGGGGCGCGGGGGAAUAG